Messenger RNA from Amoebophrya sp. A25, 891 nucleotides. The record is from the annotation of a GenBank genome assembly. Lineage: Eukaryota; Dinophyceae; Syndiniales; Amoebophryaceae.
GAGGACAUCUCAAGGACAAAGCAAGGAGGUCUCCAGGCGUGUAAUCGAGUUCGACUCGGCGCAUAGAAUCGCGGAAGAAGGUAUUGGGGUUACCAAGUAUGGACAGACGCCCACGACGACAGAACGAGAGGCCAGCGACAAGAAGGAGGAGCACGCAAUUGACCCAAGGAUGUGUAGACUUUGGGUGUCGCCGCUGGACCGCGCGCGGUGGCUGGUGUUGAAGCGCAUGCGACAGGAGUGGAAGCAAAGCAGGGCCAGCACAGUUAUGCUACGUCGCUGCAGUUCUGGUAGUUGUUGGGUUCUCUCGCGUAGUAAUAUUUAAGGAGAUCAGAAUGAGAAGUAUCUAGUAUUAAAAGUAGGGUGUAGCGGAUGAAAACCAAAAGUAAUGCAGCUUGGACCUGAGCCAAGUUAAGACCAGGCCCCGCGGAUGCUCUUUUCGUGUACAGCAUAUAUGAUGACAUUACCUAAAAAAUGCACUAAAAAAAGUCAGAUGGGCUCGCGGAAGCUGUCGGUCGCGCAGUUCUUACAGGGCCUCAUUGUGCUGGGGGGCGGAUCAAAGAAAGAGUCCUCGGGUGGCUUCUCGGGUGAUGGGGCUGCGUUCACUCUCGACACGCAAACUGCGGAAACCGUGCGCAAACUGCUACAGCCUCAAGAGGGCGCAGAGGAGUCGCCCUGGGUCUCUGCGAUGCGUGACGCCGUGGAACAAGCAGCCGCGUCUCCUGCUUCGACACUUGAUGCGACGCCUGCUCUGAGGCCAAGCCUAGCGGCCCUUGUUCUGACGCAGCUUCAUCGGGAAAUCUACGACGCAUACGAGGCGACUGCACUUCCACCGCCAGAGAAAGGGGGCCUCGAGAGUGCUGCUGUGAGGCUGUUGAUGAGCGGAGAGAAGCA